AUACAAUACAUUAGUGUCGGGUGAGGUGUGAUUUGUGAGCCACGAGAGGAGAGUCCCACUAAUAAACAUCCCAUUUAUCUCAAUUCUCAAUAACCCAACCAGCCAAGCCAAGCCAAGCCUCACCCACUUCGCCAAUUUCCUAUCUCUCAAACAUUUUCCAGAGCUAAAGAGACAAAUUGAGAGAUAACAGGAAUGAAGACACAAUCUGAGAAAUUUUCUCUAGAUUUUGUAUUGGGAGGUGUAGCGGCAGUGAUAUCAAGGAGUGCAGCUGCACCAAUGGAAAGAGUGAAACUUUUGUUACAAAAUCAAGGAGAGAUGAUAAAGAGAGGACAGCUCACGAGACCUUAUAUGGGUGUUGGUGAUUGCUUCAAAAGGGUCUUGAGAGAGGAAGGCCUGUUGUCUUUCUGGAGAGGCAACCAGGCAAAUGUCAUACGAUAUUUCCCUACUCAGGCUUUCAACUUUGCGUUCAAAGGUUACUUCAAAAGCAUAUUUGGACGCUCAAAAGAGAAGGAUGGAUACAUAAAGUGGUUUGCCGGUAAUGUGGCUUCAGGAAGUGCUGCUGGAGCAACUACUUCAUUGUUUCUAUACCAUUUGGAUUAUGCACGUACUCGUCUAGGCACUGAUGGAAGGCAGUGCCAAUUUAAUGGUCAACGCCAGUUUAAAGGGAUAAUAGAUGUAUACAGAAAAACCUUGUCAAGCGAUGGAAUUAUUGGCCUGUACCGGGGUUUUGGGGCUUCAAUCAUGGGAAUUACUCUGUAUAGAGGCAUGUAUUUUGGGAUCUAUGAUACGAUGAAGCCUAUUGUUUUGGUUGGGCCUUUUGAGGGAAAUUUUUUUGCUAGUUUCCUACUGGGUUGGAGCAUCACAACGGUCUCUGGCGUCUGUGCCUACCCCUUCGACACAGUGAGACGGAGAAUGAUGAUGACCUCUGGACAACCUGUAAAGUACCGUAAUGCCAUGCAUGCUUUUAGAGAGAUCGUUCACCAAGAGGGUUUUGCAGCAUUGUUUCGUGGAGUCACUGCAAAUAUGCUUCUUGGUGUGGCAGGGGCUGGGGUACUUGCGGGAUAUGAUCAGCUUCACAAAAUUGCAUACAAACAUGGUCAUUCCUUUGAGCCACAUCAAGGAGUUCUUAAGUGAAUCAUGGUCAUAGGAUUUGUAUAUUAUUAUAGAUUAUAAAUUUUUAACCCAAGAAGGGUCCAUUGAAAUUUUUCAUUUAGUAAAGAGGGGAAAAGAUGAAGGAAAGAAAGAAGAGGCUAGGAAGGAAGUAAACAUGGAUCUUUUGGGUCAGCUUCCUCCUUGAAUGCAAUGUCUUUGUACAGUUAAUAACUCUGCUGUUUUAUUUGUGAUACACUUUGUACGAUAAUAGUUUUUAUUAAUAGAACUAGGUUUUUUUGGGUAGUA
Molecule: messenger RNA, 1398 nt
Organism: Quercus robur (English oak)
Lineage: Eukaryota; Viridiplantae; Streptophyta; Magnoliopsida; Fagales; Fagaceae
Product: ADP,ATP carrier protein ER-ANT1
Exons: 4
Coding region: 193-1134 (313 amino acids)
Biological process (GO): mitochondrial ADP transmembrane transport; mitochondrial ATP transmembrane transport
Cellular component (GO): mitochondrial inner membrane
Molecular function (GO): ATP:ADP antiporter activity
Source: RefSeq, a predicted model, not a curated record